Messenger RNA from Aaosphaeria arxii CBS 175.79, 571 nucleotides. RefSeq lists its product as uncharacterized. The transcript has a single exon. The record is from RefSeq and is a predicted model, not a curated record. The annotation marks the transcript as partial. NCBI's taxonomy places the organism in Eukaryota, Fungi, Ascomycota, Dothideomycetes, Pleosporales.
GUUAACGUUAACACAAACAUUAACAAUAUCAACAUUAAUGUAUCCUUCUUUUCAUUCUAUUCUAGACGUGUUACCUUUACAAUAACCUCUAUCAUCAAUUAGUCGAACACCGUGCACAUACACACAUACACAUACACAUAUACACACAUACACACAUACACACAUACACACAUACACACAUACACACAUACACACAUAUACACAUACACGCUCUCAGUUUCCUCAUAUUACGCCUUCACAUCAGUACCUACACCAGAUACAGCUAUAUCCAUAAUGCAUCUCGUUCCGCGAAUUCUUUUUCUUUCUCCCUUACUUCUGAUACUUCCUUUCGCUCUGGUUCAUAGAUUGGCUCAGCAAGGCAAUUCUCCAUUUCCUGAUAAGGAUCCACAUCUUGUGUCAAUUUCGCAUAAUCAAUUGAUAUUUUCCCAAAGAUCAUCUACCCCCCUGUUUCGGGAUGUGCCUUCAAUGUUGGAAAAAAACUCAAGUCUUACUACUUGUGCCGAAUCACAUGUCUUCUCUUCUCAUUCUCUUAUACGAGCAGCAUCACAUGAGGUACAACUAAAUGCAGUCA